AUGAUGCGGACAGACAGCAAGGGCCGAAGCGCCUCCCCUCACAGGAUAACCUACAAGUCUGACUUUCAUGCCAUCAAAUGCUCAUUUGACACUGCGACCAGUCUACAAACAGGGACCAAAGCUGCUGCUGCUGCCAAUCGCUCUGCUGUCCACCCAACCACGCUGCCAUCCAGCCUGUCAGAUCCCAAAAUGUCCCACACCAGCACCAGUGCCAGCACAGGCAGCAGAGGGAGGGUCCACAGCACCAGGGGGACCAAGAUCAGAGACAACAUCUUCCUGCAAAUGGACAACCAGCAGCUGAAACAAGAUGGUGUCCCAGUGCAGAGUUAUGGCUCCACACCCCUUCUUUCUCCUUACAAUCCCAGCCCACAGCUCCAGACUUCACCUUUCUGCACAUCAAGGCGUUCAGUCGUCAGCUCCUUGUCUGUUCUGAGCGCUGCAGCCAGCAUGUCUGUUCCAGAAUCUUCUGUGCUAGAUAAACCAUCCAGAUCAGAGGAGAUAGCAGAUAUUGACAGAGCUGCUCUGGCUCAGAAGUUCUCUGUAACCCGGAGGUUGUUUGAGACCAAGAUGAUGGAAGUCGGAAGUGGUGGAGGACAGAUUUCUAAAGGUGUUGCUAGCAGGGGAAGCAAGGGGAUGACGGAUGGGAAAGGAGAUGGGGAAGAGGGAAUAGGAAGAGUCAGCCAAGUCGAAAAAGAGGAAGAUGGAAGUGGGAAAAUGAAUCACGCAGAGGAGGACAGCUUUGAUAAAGACAAAUCCAUAAACCCACCCAUCAUAAAUAUUUCCUCUCCAAAGCCUCCUGCACAGGCCUCGCCGACAAGGCACCCUAAAUCUCCUGUAUCACAUGGCCAUAGUGAAUCAUCCAACAAAUCUCCCUCCUAUCUCGACACACAUGGUCAAACCACAGCAUCACAAACAGAGGGAGAAAGAACAGCAACUCUUGACCUCUACUUGACCCCUGAGGAGCCAGUGAGGGCAGAACUAGUUGACGUAAAGAAUGGGUCGUCAGAAAGCGAUGAGAAUGAGGAAGAAAAGGAGCGGAGAGAGGAUAAAAACUGGCUGAAGGAUAAGGGAGGGAAGAAUAAAGCUGCAGGACAAAGUGUUCAGGAGCUAAUGGAUGAUGUUUUUGAGGAGCCCAGCGUGGAAACACCAUUAGCUUGUGCGCUGGAAAACAGAGUAUGUGCCAUAGAGGGUGGGCCAGAAGAGCACCAGAAGGAGUUAUCAGCCAGCACGUCAUGUAAAAGUGAGACUAACAAUGACAGGGAGGGUGGAAGAGACAAGUAUCAGCAGGUGAAUGAAGAAUGGGAGGGUGAAAGGGAGGAGCAGAAGAGACAGUUCAUGGCAUGCACCGAGAAGUCAACAGAUAAGGGGGACCACGGGGAGAAAAAGCCUGUUGCAGGAGUGGAAGAAAGUCCUGGAAGGACAAAAAGGGGCAUGAUGCAAGAGGAGGAUGACAAGGAAGUUGAGACAUUCAGUGUGGGGAAGAGAAAAGGUGGAGAAGAAUGCAAACAAAGUCAAGACGAGAAGGUGAAAGCCGAGAAAGAAGGCUCAACAUCUGAGCUGCAAGAAGUCAAGCAUGAGGAACGCAGGGAAGGCACUGAUGGAAAAGAUGAUACAGGAGGGGGCAAAGAGGACCAGACAGGACCUGCAGUUGUCUGUGGGAUCGAGAACGAGGCCUUUGUAUAUGAGCAGGAAUCCCAGUCUCAGCAGGAAAAUUCUGCACAUGGAAAUCAGCCUUUAUUGGGGUGUGAGGAGAUCCCUGGUGUGCCUGAACUGUCCGAUGAGGAGGAUGCAGCAGAGGUUGCAAAGAGAAAGGUCAAGUUCUCCUCAGCACCAAUCAAGGUGUACAACACUUACUCGAACGCAGAUUACGACAGACACAACGAGGACAUUGACCCGGUGUCCGCCUCGGCUGAGUUUGAGCUGGAGAAGAGAGUGGAAAAGAUGGAUGUCUUUCCAGUGGAGAUAGAGAAGGGAGAUGACGGUCUGGGCAUCAGCAUAAUAGGCAUGGGCGUAGGAGCUGACCAAGGACUAGAAAAACUGGGAAUCUUUGUCAAGACGGUCACUGAAGGUGGAGCAACACAGAAGGAUGGAAGGAUUCAGGUGAAUGACCAGAUAGUGGAGGUGGAUGGGGUCAGUUUGGUUGGAGUGUCCCAGCUGUUUGCAGCCACAGUCCUCAAGAACACGUCAGGCCUCGUCAAGUUUUUGAUUGGCAGAGAGAAGGAGGGCGUGGAGAGAGAGGUGGCAAGACUGAUCAAUGAGAGCUUGGAGAUGGACAAAACAUCCAGAAAGAAGGUAAGAGCAAGCACUGAUGAGGAUACUGACGGCAGUUUGUCAGAGAGGUCACUGGCUGAAGAAGAGGAGGAAGAUGAAGAGGAGGACGUGUCCCUUCUUUCCAGUCUGGACAACUACCAGCUCUGCCUCAAAUACCAGCAGCUUCAGUCAAAACUACGAAGCAGAACAGCCCAACUUCACCAAGCCAGAGAAAAGGUAAAGGCAUGGGAGGAGCAGCAGGCCUAUUGGGAGAGCCAGAGGGCUGAGCUGGAGCAAAGAGCCGAAGAUGGAGAGGAGAAAGCUGACAAACUAGAGAAGUAUUGGCAAGAGGCCCAGACACUGUGCAGGGUUGUGAGCCAACGACUGGCUGAUGCCCAGAGCCAAUCAGAAAGCUUGGAGGUCAAAUACAGCAAGGCCAAGAGACUGGUCAGAGAAUACCAGAGCAGAGACGAGGAGAGGGAGAGGAGAGAAGCAGACUUGAGAGCAGAAAUGGUGGAGAGAGAUAAGCUGCACAGAGAGACAGUUGAAAGACUGCAAAUCCAGAUAGCACAGCUAGAGAGAAAAGAGCCUGCACCUGAAGGGAAGAACCACUCUGUGGACCCUUCAGUCACAAACUGGCAUAUUCCAGUUCCUGAUACAGGACGUCUUGACUCCAGUGCUCACAUAGCCAGAGCUCAGCUGGCCCAGAAAUCCAAACGCCACCCACCCUCUCGAGACAAACUCAGAGAGAGCUUCAGAAAACAGGAAGAUGAAGUACAGAAAGCACAGGAGAGCCAAUCGCUUUCUGCUCCCACAGCGAUGCAGAGGAACAGCAGGAGUGACCUGUCUAGUGCCUCAUCUUUCUCAGCCCUCAGUCCUCACCCUCCCACCGGCUCCGUCUUCACCCCUCCCAUCUACAUCAGUGACACCGUCACUCCCUCGCCAUGCAAAUCCUCCGCAUCCAGAAAGUCCAAAAGGAAAUUUCCAGACUUCAGUGGCCUUCGCAAAUCUCUCAGCAAACGGAGAAGUGAGAAACACAGGAAAAGGUCUAUGAACAACAGCAGGGGGUCCUGUGGUGACCUGGUGGAUGAGCCCACUGGAGUUUCUCCAUCAGGCUCAGUCACCUCCAUGCCGUCUUGUCUGCCCUUCCCCUGGUUUGGAGAGCGCGGGAGAGAAAAGGAAGUGGACAGUGAAAGAGGCAGGGAGAGACUUCGGUCGGUGUCCAGCAGCAGCUUACCGUACCUGACCACUACAGGUAGAAGAGAUCAGACAUUGGACGAUGACCCAGUUCCGACCAAUAACAACAACCAGUGGCAAAGUCGAUCCGUCUUGGAGUGGGACAGCCAGCAGGUGUGUCUGUGGUUAAUCGCCAUGAACAUGGAAGAGUAUGCGUCUGAGUUUGCUGCCAGAGGUGUGGAUGGGGCACAGCUGCUGAACAUGGACAGUGAGAAACUCAAGGCUCUGGGGGUGUGCAGUCAAAGCGACCGCUCUGCCCUCAAGAGGAAGCUGAAGGAGAUAAAGAAAAGAGAGGAAAAAGGACAGAAGAAAGGAGAGAAGAGGUCAAAAGAGGAAAAGGAGAAAGAGAAGAACACAGUUCUGGAUAAGGAGGGUGAAGACAAAGAAAAGGCGAGGAUGAUGAUGGAGGGGAAGUCUGUAAAAGACGCCAGACGCAGUGGUAAAACUGUAAGAACUGAGUCACUCUUAUAAAAGGAGAGACAGGUGAUGUCGGAGAUACACCACCAGCAUAAGGGUGUGUUUGCAGCCUAACGCACAUGAAAAUACACUUGAACCCAUUUCUAUUUAGUCAAAUGAAACAGAUCUACUGCACACAUCCUCUAUUGUUCACAUCUUUAUAGCUAUCAUUUAGGAAACAGAGCACAGGUUGGUUUUUAAUGAUACAGAUCUUUGGACCAGAGCUGACGCUGACUCCAGCACCAAAGUUCACACUCACAGCACAUGUGCAUCUCUCGGUAUGUGUCGGUUUUUAAGUGUGUGACAAACUGUUUCACAGUGAUGUUUUGUUUUUGUUUUUAUCAUGAACCUUAAAUUAUCCUUAGAAUGAUUUUAAUAUUUAACGAUGUGCUGAUUUAAGCACUCAGGUAUUUGCUGUAAAUGCUUUUUUAUGUAUUAAUAAAUAAUGAUUUA
Molecule: messenger RNA, 4395 nt
Organism: Epinephelus lanceolatus (giant grouper)
Lineage: Eukaryota; Metazoa; Chordata; Actinopteri; Perciformes; Serranidae
Biological process (GO): actin filament organization; calcium-mediated signaling; neuron projection development
Cellular component (GO): dendrite; cytoplasm; postsynaptic density
Molecular function (GO): actin filament binding
Source: RefSeq, a predicted model, not a curated record